GCUCAAUAAUAUCUAUCAUCCCCGAGUUUAACGAGUCCGAUAAAGUUUAUGCGGGAGCGCGACACAACAACAAUAGGCCCCGAUUCCGUACGCUGCACGCGACAACAGCGCCCAAUAUGCCUCCCGCCAAACGAGUAAAAAGCAGCGCGGAUUCCCGGCCGAAUGCUGGGCCCUCGAAACGGCCGACUGUCGAGGAUUUAGAGGGAGAAAGCGAGUUUGCCAAUCUGGCGCGGCAGCAUUGGCUCAAGACACCGAAGCAGACAUCCAAGACCAGCAAGGCCAAGUCCAAAGUUAAGGUCAAGAACGAUGUGCUCAAGCGGGAAAUAUGGGACGUUCUAGAGAAGGAGAACUUCCCAUUAAAAUCACUGCUGGUGCUGGAGGGGUUGCAGACGCUGGAAAGCUACCUGUGGCCUGGUUAUGGGGAGAGCUCAUCCAACUACCAUGUCCUCCUGAUUGUCCUCAUAGUCAACGCGAAACAAAGGGAACGGCUCGGGACUUGGGACAUCUUCGCCGACCGUCCCGCCGACUUUUCAGAUCUCUUCCGCCGUGCUCUUUCCAUGACCCUCGACGGCUCGCUAUCCUGGACCGUCCGAACCCAUGUUCUGCUCUUCGUCAUCCACGCCUUCCGGAGCCUAGACCGCGACAUUGUGCGUAAGGAGUGCGCCCCUUUGGUCUCGAUCUCGAUAUGGCAUAGCAUGUCGACCGAGGAGAAGCGGGUCGCGAUACUCGACGCCAAUCCACAAUUAAAGAAGGCUUGGAGGGCGUCUGCCAAGAGGUACGAUGCCGCCGACGAUGCCACCAAAGCUCGCCUACGCUUCGAGAGGUCCUGGCUAUACACCUUGAUCCUGGACUUCCUCGCGCUGCUCCACGUCGGGAGCCCCAAACUAGAGCACAUACUCUACUGCGAACGCUUCGUCGAAUUCUUGACCGACUUGCAGAGCCAGCUCCCAACCAGACGAUAUGUCAACACGUUGCUCCAAGACAUGCACGUUCUUCCCGCCCUCGCUCUAUCGCCAGUUUACAACGACGAAGGGAGCGAAUUGCUCCGAGAGCUAUGCGCUCUCUUCACACACUACACCCGUUUUUGCGUCGACGACCACUCGGGCGCACAGCUCAACCUUAAGGAGGCGUACGACAGGCAUUGCGGCGCCUUGGCUAAGCUGCAAAGGACGGCCCUGAAACACUUCAAGGAGAAGUUGACCCUCCUGGCGCUGUCGAACUAUGGUUCGAUCGACAAGAGAGCAGGGCUCGAAGGCCAUCUUCAGUCAUUAACAGAUGAGGAGCUUGCCCAGCUUGCUAGUCACUUGGGCCUCCGGGUAACGUACCCAGAACCUGCCAAAGUACCGGUGGAUCGCAGGUUCUUGAUGGAGGUCCUUCUAUGGACCUUUGAGAGGCAAAAGACCUUCCAGGAGGCCGCCCGCGACUUGAGCAUCCUCCCCACCGAGAAAGCGCUCUUUGACAUCAGCCUCAGGAGGACAGACCACUAUGACGGAUCCCGGCCCCUUGCGCUCCCGAAACUCAAUCUCCAGUACCUAUCGGUUGGCGACUUUCUCUGGCGGGCCAUGAUCUUGUACCGGUGCGAGUCCUUCUAUGCCAUCGGUCAGGACAUCGAGGACGCGUUAACAAGGUUAAAACCCGAGAGCAAACGAGCAGGGGUAACAACCUUCUCGGGCUUCUCAAAAAUGGCCCUACCGAUCGCCAAACCAACCAUCCUUGAGGUGGUGCCGCCCCGGGUAGGUCACGAUAAGCCCUCGUUAGUCCGGGCCGAAGUGACCAUCGACAUGAGGAGGCUGUCACCACAUGUCCGGCGUGAAUGGGAAUCCUUACGUCCCGACGAUGUGCUUUUCCUUGUUGCUGUCGACGCGUCCAAAUCGAAACAGGCCGCUAAUGGCGGCGCCCCACCGUCAGAGGCCGAGAAGUUAGGCCUGGUCUCUGUUCGAGCUGCCGAAGUCAUCCAGGUGCUUGACGACAAGGGACGAGCGAUCAGGGAUGCACAGGCGUACUUCGAUGGCCAUAGCCGCGGCGACUCGAGGAAACUUCAACUCCGACUAGACGCGGCGGCGUUCAAAGCCGACACUGAGAGCAAUCGCGACGUCUACGACGGAAUCAAUCUCUUGGUUCGGAGAAGCGGCCGGGAGAACAACUUCAAGCCGGUGUUAGAGUCGAUCCGAGAUCUCACCCUUUCCGAGGUCCCUCUCGCCUCCUGGCUGUAUGAAGUCUUCCUGGGGUAUGGUGACCCAGCCGGUGCUACGUACAGGAACCUACCAAACCGCGUCAAGAAAGUCAACUUCCGCGAUACUUUCCUGGACUGGCAGCAUCUUAUCGAGAGCCUGCCCGGCAAGAUUAUCGAACCAAGUGACGACGUCUCCGGGAGUUUCGGCCCCCCAUAUGUACUGGAGACCGUCGACAAGCAACCGGAGGGCGCCGUUUCCAAACCUUCUAAGAAAAGAAGGCGAGACGCAGAGCCUGCUCUGAUCGCCGAGAUCGAGACUGUUAAUGUCUCGACAUACAAACCGCCAAACAACGGGCCUUAUCCGGUUGACGUUCCGAAACUCAACAAGGUCCGGUUCACGCCAACACAAAUCGAAGCGAUCGUCUCAGGGUCACAACCGGGGCUUACUGUCAUUGUUGGCCCACCCGGCACUGGUAAGACGGACGUCGCGACCCAGAUUAUCAACAACAUCUACCACAACUUUCCCGAGCAGAAAACGCUCCUCAUAGCCCACAGCAACCAGGCCCUCAACCAGCUGUUUGCCAAGAUCGUGGCCCUGGAUAUGGAUGAGCGCCACCUUCUCCGUCUGGGCCACGGAGAAGAGGAGCUGGAAACCGGAGGGAGCUUCAGCAAGCACGGCAGAGUCGAGUCGUUCCUUGAAAACCGGCAGCGUUUCCUCCUCGAGGUCAAUCGUCUCGCUGCAAGCAUGGGCGCGCCGGGCGCUCAUGGUAACUCUGCCGAGACGGCCGGCUACUUUAACUCGGUCUAUGUUGAGCCGGCAUGGGCCAAGUUCGGCGGCGCCGUCAAGCCGGAGGAUGUCGGUCCCGAGGAGAUUGUUCAGGCAUUUCCCUUCCAUGCUUUCUUUGAGGAUGCGCCGCAGCCCCUUUUCCCCGCCGACGCAGACCGCGAGGCUGUCUUAGAAAUCGCUAGCGGAUGUUAUCGUCACAUAUCCAAGAUCUUUUCGGAGUUGGCAGAUGUGCUACCUUUCGAGAUCCUAAGACGCGACAAGGACAAGGCCAACUAUCUGCUCACCAGCGAGGCCCGGAUCGUUGCCAUGACCUCGACACAUGCUGCGAUGAAGAGGGGCGAGAUCGCCUCACUCGGCUUCCACUACGACAAUGUUAUCAUGGAAGAGGCCGCACAAAUCACCGAGAUUGAGAACUUCAUCCCCUUCGCCAUGCAGAAACCCAAGGAUGGGCGAUCCGGUCUCCAGAGGGUGGUUUUAUGUGGUGACCACUACCAGAACUCGCCCGUCAUCCAGGGGCUGGCGUUCCGGCACUAUGCGAAUCUCGAGCAAUCGCUCUUUUCCCGGCUUGUCCGUCUCGGCGUUCCAACCAUCCACCUCGACCAGCAAGGCCGCGCUCGUCCUUCGAUCUCUAGCCUGUACAAAUGGCGUUACCCCGAGCUAGGCGACCUUCCGCACACCCAAACGCACAACGAGUUCCUCACCGCCAACGCCGGGUUCCGGUUUGACUACCAGUUCAUCAACGUCCCCGACUACAAGGGCAAGGGAGAGACGGAGCCCUCGCCGCAUUUUAUCCAAAACCUCGGCGAGGCCGAGUAUGCCGUGGCCAUUUACCAGUACAUGCGCCUGCUGGGCUACCCGGCAUCCAAAAUCAGCAUCCUAGCCACUUACGCCGGCCAGCGGGCGCUCAUCAAGGACGUGCUCGCCCACCGAUGCGCCAAGAACCCCGUCUUCGGCCUGCCCCGCAUCGUCACCACUGUCGAUAAGUACCAGGGCGAACAGAACGACUACAUCAUCCUCUCCCUCACGCGCACCACGCGCGUCGGCUACCUGCGCGACAUCCGCCGCCUCACCGUCGCCCUCUCGCGCGCCCGCCUGGGCCUCUACAUCCUCGGCCGCCGCGACGUCUUCGAGGCCUGCUACGAGCUGCGCGACGCCUUCGACCUGCUGCUGCGCCGCCCGGACAAGCUGGCCCUCGUCACGGGCGAGAUGUGGCCGUCUGCGAGGGUCCUGGCUGAUGAGGAGGGGGGAGAAGGGGAGGGGGAGGGGGAGGAAGGGAAGGGUGGGAAGGGUGGGAAGGGAGGGAAGGCAGGGAAGGGAGGAAAGGCAGGGAAGGGUGGGAAGACCAAGGACGUGCAGGGCGAGGCGGUCAUGGAGGGGGUCGAGCAUCUCGGGCAGUAUGUCUUUGAGAUGACCAGCACAAGGGUCAAGCAGCUGCGCGAGGAGAGGGGCUUGGCGGGGGAUGUGCCGCUUGAGGCGGUCGUGGAGGAGGUGGAGGAGGGGUAUGGUGUGGGGGGUGCUGGUGAGGAUGGAGAGGGAGAGGAGGUGGAGGGGUUGGCUAGAGGGGAGGGGUUUGAGGUUGAGGAGGAAUGAGGUGAAAUGCGGCGUCGGUCUGUAUGUUUAUAUGGUACAUACAUCGUGUGGUUUGAUAUCGAGUUGGGUCACGAAAAGCGUGUGUUGAUUGUCCUGCAAGAGCCGUUUUUUUCUGUCGUUAUUGGACCCUGGCUGAUCUGCAUGCCGGGGUUGAGCAACAACAGCAGCUGACUGGAGCUCCA
Chaetomium fimeti is the source of this 4732-nucleotide messenger RNA. RefSeq lists its product as uncharacterized. Gene Ontology annotation, biological process: mRNA splicing, via spliceosome. Bases 117 to 4550 code for a protein of 1477 amino acids. The transcript is spliced from 4 exons. Lineage: Eukaryota; Fungi; Ascomycota; Sordariomycetes; Sordariales; Chaetomiaceae. The record is from RefSeq and is a predicted model, not a curated record. Gene Ontology annotation, cellular component: catalytic step 2 spliceosome. Gene Ontology annotation, molecular function: helicase activity; mRNA binding.